Pogona vitticeps (central bearded dragon) is the source of this 876-nucleotide messenger RNA. Lineage: Eukaryota; Metazoa; Chordata; Lepidosauria; Squamata; Agamidae. The record is from RefSeq and is a predicted model, not a curated record.
GCAGAGGAAGCGGGAGCGAAGCCCAGGCUCAGCGGGUCGGGUCGGGCCGGGACUCGAACGGGCUUCCCCGAAGUCCCCGCCUGGCGGGCCAGGCGUCCAGGAGGUUUGCCCCCCCCUUUUGCACACGUGUGCCUUCAGAACCGGACAGAGAACCUGUUUGUCUUCUCCAAGACGAUGUUCAAGGGGACUUGGAUUAUCCUCAAGUUCCUUCACGAGCGAUGCAACAGCUUGGAGGUGCUCCUCAACGUCACCUGGUAUCUGCGCAGUUCCCGUUGCCACAACGAGAUCCACAUUGACGAAAACGAAGCGCUGUCUUACCUCAGGAACCACGAGGAUGCCACCAGCACCACAGGGGAUGGCCAGUAUGUUUGGUACAGUGGCCAGAUCAGCUGUGGCUCGCUCCAUGAGCUGCACUUUUCGGAGCUGCCCGAGCCUCGGAGGCUGCGGCCUUUACAAGAUCAGCUGACAGCCGCCAAUCUGGUGAAGAAGACGGAGGCCUCCCAGCUUCCAGGGAGUGAGAAGGGAAAGGAGACGGAACACAGCCCGGCAGCCAAAGCCGGGGAAAAGCCCGAGGAGGCCCACGUCGAGAAACCCAAGGAAGGCCAGGCAGGGCAGCCCUCUCCUGUGGCCGGCAAGAAAGCCAGCAAAGAGGCCAAGAAGAAAACCACUCUGGCACCUCACAGGCGAGAGCCUUCCGCCGUGGCUGCCACCUGGGACGAUGGGCCGUACGUCUUCAUCCUCGGGAUCAAGAGCCCGUCGGCCAACUGGGAGCUGCAGAGUGAGUGGAGCCGGCCGGUCCGACGUUCCACAGCAGACCCAUUGAGAGGGCUCCUGGGGACCUGGGGCCAGUCCUGGGGCUGAAGGGCCACACGGGAU